AUUAUAACUUCGAACGAACUCCCAUCACUAGUUAGUUGGCAGUAAGAGUUAUUAAUUUGGUUGCAUAACCAUUAGCUGAGAUUUCAACCUUUGAGAAAGUUCUGAUUCUCAUUUCGCCUCAAAACCAAACUCAGACCUUAAACUUGGUUAGCUUCAUCUGAAGGAAUCGGAGUCAGUUACAUUAGUGAUUACCAAUGAGCACAGUCGGCGGUAUGCACGGAGGGGGCGGCGACGGGGCCGGGGGAGAGGGUAGAGGCGUGGUGGGGAGUGGCGAUAUUCCCAAGAUGACGAGUGCCAACAUGAUAGUGUUGCUGUUGAUGCCGGCACUGAUCGUCGCCAUCUUCAUGAUAUGUCUUAUCUACCUCAGUGGCUGCAGGUGCAAACUCGGAAGUCAGAAGGGUUACAAGACCAAUCGGCACUUUCCCUCAGAAGACAAAUGCGUCAUCUGCUUACGUCAUCUCGACUCGGAUAAGAUGUCUGAAACCCUUUCGCUAAGUGCCGAAAGCUGCAGUCUUUUCAACUUAUCAAGUCCAACUCAGAGUAAAAACCACGGAUCCCUUACUAUCAACAACGAACUAGAGUCCAACAUUACUAGUGGCGGGGGUGACCCCUCAAACAGUGCGGCGGAGGGAGUGAUAACGUCGGGCGGAAACACAGUCGAGGGACCCGGAGGCACUCGAAAAUCACGGUCUGUAUCUUGGUCCAACAUGUACAAACAGAGAAUAUUCUCAGCCACCGCUUUGUCAGGGAUAGGCAAGCACAAAAAACAGAGAGUGGUCCAGAUGCGGAACUGUUCACACUCCUAUCACAGCGACUGCAUCAAACAGUGGAUGAAGAGCAAUAAUUCUUGUCCCCUCUGUAAGACCAGAGUGAACAGUCGCAUGUUGCUAACAUUCCAUCCCCACAGCUCGCCUUACUUUUCAAUUGUCACCGUCUGACUCAUCAAUUCCGACCAAUCCGAUUUAUUCCAAUUGGAAGACGACGACGAUGAUUACCGAUUUCAUGUGAAGGUCGUAAUGUAGUUCAAAACUCGCACAACAUUCUUUAUGAUUACUUGUUCAGUUGUAGUAAUUUAAUUUUUCUUUUUAA
Molecule: messenger RNA, 1089 nt
Organism: Symsagittifera roscoffensis
Lineage: Eukaryota; Metazoa; Xenacoelomorpha; Acoela; Convolutidae
Exons: 3
Coding region: 195-938 (247 amino acids)
Molecular function (GO): zinc ion binding
Source: RefSeq, a predicted model, not a curated record